AUGGUUUACCUGAACAUAGACUUUAAUAUUUUGAGAAACCAGAAUAUGAUUGGUAAUAUAUAAAUUACUAUAUUGAUUAAAUAGGAAUGUAAUAGUUAAAUAGGUUCAUAAACCAACUAUUUCUACCUCUAUCGCAAUUACUAAUGAAGAUAAGGAUGCACCGAAUGUUCAUUAUAUCUAUAUAUGCACUAAAGUAUUCUUUAAAUUAUUACGAUUAUAGGGAUAACAAAAAGGAGCUAAACAAUGA
This is a messenger RNA of Paramecium sonneborni, 247 nucleotides long. The record is from the annotation of a GenBank genome assembly. NCBI's taxonomy places the organism in Eukaryota, Ciliophora, Oligohymenophorea, Peniculida, Parameciidae.